AUGACUGGACGACGCGAAUUUCGCCGCGAUGAAAAACGAGAUCCUAGUCCCCUCUCAUCGCCCGCACUCGGGCCACUUUCGAUCUCGCCUGAAGAAACCACCACCACUACUACAUUGGACUUCAGAAAUAGGAGCGAUGGAAUUCUCUCUAUCCCUUCUUCCGGAGAGCCGUUGAGACUUUCAAUGGAUGCUUCGACUUCAUCCAAUGACUAUGACCACCUUCCUCGAUCACCUCUACUCGACCCUGAUUCUGGCCUCGGGUUUUCCGGUCUAGACCGUAUACGACAACAGCCAUUAUCUCGAGUAUUCACACUUCCGAACCUUUCCACACCGUCUGUCGCUCUGCAAAACUCCCCUCCGAACCGUUCGAGUGCGACGUCCAGAGCUGCAUCUGUGUACCUCCCAUCAGGUGGAACGAUACCACCCUUUGAGGACUUGCAUCGAUUUCCCUCUGAAUCCCUCCAUUCAUUCUCUUUCGCUCAACGGUCGGAAGAAUUACUGCAUACUCGACAGAAUAUUCUCAAAAGGUCUAUAGAUUUUAUGAAAGAUCGACUGGGUUGGGCAGCUACUGGACCCGGUCUCGUGAAUGCCCAGGCUAGGGUUAGUGGCGACGGUGAAUUCCAGGGCAUGGUUGACCUGUUAUCUAAGGCCAGUGUAUUGGACAGGGAUUCACAGGGUCGGCCAUUGAACAACUUUUAUGGGCCUGUUACAAGUCCUCCUGAGAUUGAAGGAGACAACGUUUUCGAGAAAUCAUUUCAAAAUCAAGGCCUUGCAAGCCAAUACACUCCAUUUCCGCAAUUCUCCGCGGACGCUGAAUCCGUCGAUGAGAGUCAGCUUUUAAGUCCUCUUUAUGACGAUAAUAGCUUAUAUUCCCGUCGAAGGAAUUUAAGGUCUGCGCCGUCGUCAAGGCGAGUCAGUCUGAAACGUACAUAUACUGAUCUAAGCGCUGCAUCCUUGCAAAGCAAACUUAUGGAAACAUUAGCGCAACCCUAUGCGAUUGGCGAUUCUUUGUCUUCUUCGGCACUCAACUCUUUAGGCCUGGGAAUUGGUCCUGUUGUACAUACACAUAGCAGCAAAUGGACCCCUGUUUCUCAGGCUGUUUUCCGCACAGAGGCAAAGGCGCCGUGGACGAUAAUAUCGGCCAACGAUCUUGCUUGUCUUGUCUUCGGAGUUACGCAGUCGGAGGUACGGAAAUUGAGCAUACUUGAAGUCGUUCAAGAGGAGCGACGAGGGUGGCUUGAGUCGAAGCUCCAAGAUCCAACCACUGACGCUGCGGCGAAGUUCCCCAAUUCCCAAACAAAGCCUCGCUUUAAUGGGCCUAGGGCAGGGGGGAUGGGCAAUGGAGUGACUGCACAGCUGUUGAAUAAGCCCUCCUCGCGGCAAAAGGCUAGUCGUAGGGCUCAGACAGAUGAUGGCUAUGGAUCAAGCACAAGGAAUCCACGUAAACCGAAUCACGCAGCAAAUAAAUCUCGCGGAGUGCUUUUAUGCGGCGAUGUUGUGCCCAUUCAGAAGCGCAAUGGCGGCACUGGUUCAGCUAGUUUGUGGGUCAUGGAAAAACGUGGAGGUUUGAUUUGGGUCCUGGAGGAGAUUACAGAGAAUGUGGCAUACAUCACCUGUGAUGAGAGCGGACAUGUCACGAACUUGGAAGGCGACAUCGAAGACAUCUGGGGUAAAAAUGUUGCGAAAAACGAGACUUCGAUUCAGAGUCUUUUCCCAGACUUGCCCGAGGAAUGCGUCGAUAACUUCGAGAAAAUCACUGACCUCAAAUAUUUUGGCGCAUACAGACCGGGGAAAAGCUGCAUCCCUACUACAGUGACAAAGAACCCCAGCGGUGGUGAAAGGUCGUUACGAGUGUCUAGUUUCCCACAUGUCGCCGGUAUGAUGGUGUUAUCCUCGUCCACACUCAAUAUCAUCAGUUCGAACUCGGUCUUCUCGUCUGCGUUAUUUGGACAGGAACGCCCCGAAGGACAUCAUAUCUCCGAGCUCAUUCCGGAGUUUGAAGCAUUUCUUUACACGCUCACGGAGGAAGACAAGGUGUCGCUUGUUGAUGGGAUGGUGAUUCCAGAGCACAGCUUCCGACGUGCACGAGAUUUGCUCCUGCUUCGGGAGAAUAAAGCCAAUGCAGUCUCCAUCUUUUUCGACUCGGAGGGUCUUCCGGCACGACACCGAGAUGGUUCUCGACUUGCUGUCGACAUUCAGAUGCGAAUUGUUAAGAGCGAGACAGUGUUCCCCGAUAGUCAAAGUAAGCGCGGGGAGACGGUGGUUUCUCACGAGCACUUUGAAAGUGACAAUGACGACGAUGAAUCGGCAGACACUAUUGCGAUAACAGAGGUCGUUUAUGCCCUUUGGAUCACGUACUCGAGGCAGAUUCAUGCUGGAAAUCCCCACCUUCUCUCACCCGAUGGCCAAUCAGCAGAAAAGAAAUCGACCACACCGAUUCAUCAGCCUCGGUCAGGGCAGCGAACUCCCUCGCCAACUCCGACCUUGCCGUCUCAUUCGAACACGCCAUCGUUAGAUAACAAGACGCCACUAUCGCUUCUAAGCCAGAAGCUCAAUGAAGCAGCGUCAACACCGUUAGCUGACCGAACUGUCGCGGAACCUAAACACGCACCGCCCGUGAUCAAAGAGCCGCCUAAGAAAAGGACCAUUUCAGACUACGUCAUUCUGGAAGAGAUGGGCCAGGGGGCAUACGGACAGGUCAAGUUGGCGCGACUGAAAAAGAACCCAUUGAAGAAAAUGGUGCUGAAGUACGUCACUAAGAAGCGGAUUCUGGUGGACACAUGGACCCGUGAUCGUCGGCUGGGAACUGUUCCACUGGAAAUCCACGUUCUCGAUUAUCUACGACGAGACGGAUUUCGACACCCGAACAUUGUGGAGAUGGAAGGGUUUUUCGAAGACGAGAUUAACUAUUAUAUCGAAAUGGUGCCGCAUGGACUUCCGGGGAUGGAUUUAUUCGAUUAUAUUGAAUUGAGAUCUAAUAUGGACGAGGGCGAGUGCCGAAAUAUUUUCAAGCAGGUAGUGGAUGCUAUUCAUCACCUGCAUACCAAGGCUUUGGUUGUGCAUCGAGACAUCAAGGAUGAGAAUGUCAUUCUCGACGGCGAGGGACGAAUCAAGCUGAUUGAUUUUGGAAGUGCGGCAUAUAUCAAGAAUGGGCCCUUUGAUGUGUUUGUGGGUACUAUUGAUUAUGCGGCGCCCGAAGUUCUUCAAGGCAAAUCAUACCGUGGAAAAGAACAAGACGUGUGGGCGCUCGGAAUUCUUCUUUAUACUAUUGUAUACAAGGAAAACCCUUUUUACAACGUGGAUGAAAUCCUCGACCAUCCACUCAGGGUUCCCUUCCUCCCAUUCUCGGAGGAUUGUAUUGAUCUCAUUCGCAGGAUGCUGGACCGUGAUGUCGACAGUCGAAUUACGAUCUCAGAAGUCGUUGAACAUUCAUGGAUGGUAGCGGCAUAG
Messenger RNA from Talaromyces atroroseus, 3450 nucleotides. RefSeq lists its product as hypothetical. The transcript has 4 exons. Bases 1 to 3450 code for a protein of 1149 amino acids. Lineage: Eukaryota; Fungi; Ascomycota; Eurotiomycetes; Eurotiales; Trichocomaceae. Gene Ontology annotation, biological process: intracellular signal transduction; protein phosphorylation; negative regulation of glycogen biosynthetic process. Gene Ontology annotation, molecular function: ATP binding; protein serine/threonine kinase activity. The record is from RefSeq and is a predicted model, not a curated record. Gene Ontology annotation, cellular component: cytoplasm; cytosol; nucleus.